Hippocampus zosterae (dwarf seahorse) is the source of this 2604-nucleotide messenger RNA. RefSeq names its product calpain 9 (gene capn9). Gene Ontology annotation, biological process: proteolysis. The record is from RefSeq and is a predicted model, not a curated record. Lineage: Eukaryota; Metazoa; Chordata; Actinopteri; Syngnathiformes; Syngnathidae. Gene Ontology annotation, molecular function: calcium-dependent cysteine-type endopeptidase activity; calcium ion binding. The transcript is spliced from 19 exons. The coding region runs from base 160 to 2355 and encodes 731 amino acids. Gene Ontology annotation, cellular component: cytoplasm.
GCAGAAUGCGGCGGGGCGAGGCCCGAGAGACCAAACCCGUUUGCCGGAUGGGCGUGGAGAGGUUGACCCAACAGGAGCGUCGCGCGGCGCAGGUGACAAACGGCCCCGCCGCCGCCGCCGCGUCUCACUCCCCCGCCGUCUCGUCCAGCCGCCAGCAUCAUGCCCCUCGGGUCCGCCCCGGCGGGGGGCCGCCGCCACGCCAUCGACACGCAGAUGGACGGCCGCUCCUUCGGCCAGCUGCGUCAGGAAUGCCUGCAGAGGCGCGUCCUGUUCGAGGACCCCGACUUCCCCGCCGAGGACUCGUCGCUCUUCUUCAGCCAGGCCGUUCCCGUCCGGCUGGAGUGGAAGCGGCCCCCGGAGCUGUGCGCCAACCCCAAGUUCAUCGUGGGCGACGCCACUCGGACGGACAUCUGCCAGGGACAGCUGGGCGACUGCUGGCUGCUCGCCGCCAUCGCAUCCUUGACUCUGAAGAAGGACGCUCUGGCCCGGGUGGUCCCCCACGACCAGGACUUUGAUCAGCGCUACGCCGGCAUCUUCCACUUCCAGUUUUGGCAGCACAACAAGUGGCUGGACGUGGUGGUGGACGACCGUCUGCCGUCGGUGCGCGGCCAGCUCAUCCUGCUUCACUCGGCCUCCAACAACGAGUUCUGGAGCGCCCUGCUGGAGAAAGCCUACGCCAAGCUGCACGGCAGCUACGAGUCUCUGAAGGGCGGCAGCACCAUGGAGGCCAUGGAGGACUUUACGGGCGGCGUGGGCGAGAUCCACGACACCAAAAAAUCCAACGCCAAACUCUUUGGCAUCAUGAAGAAGGCGCUGGACCGAGGAUCCAUGAUGGGAUGCUCCAUCGACAUCAGCAGCUCGGCCGAGUCGGAGGCCAAGACCAGCAGCGGCCUAGUCAAAGGUCACGCCUACUCCAUCACCGGCCUGCAGGAGGUCAAUUGCCGAGGUCAAAAGGUCAAGUUGGUGCGCGUGAGGAACCCCUGGGGUCAGGUGGAGUGGAACGGACCCUGGAGCGACGGUUCCCGCGAGUGGGACUACGUGGACCAAGCGGAGAAAAGGCGAAUUCUGCAGCACGCCUCCGAAGACGGCGAAUUCUGGAUGGCGUUUGAGGACUUUCGCUCCAACUUCGACAAGGUGGAGAUCUGCAACAUGACGCCGGACGCGCUGAGCGACGACACCAAGCGUCACUGGGAGGCGCAAUUGUUUGAGGGCCAGUGGAUCCGCGGCUCCACCGCCGGCGGCUGCAGGAACUUCAUCGACACCUUCUGGACCAACCCGCAGUUCAAGCUGGAGCUGGCGGACGCCGACGACGAGGACGACGUGUGCAGCGUGGUCAUCGCGCUGAUGCAGAAGAACCGACGGCAGCUGAGGAAGGAGGGCAUGGACCUGGAGACCAUCGGAUUUGCCGUCUACGAGGCUCCCAACGGCGCCGAGCAGCAGGGCAAAGAUUUCUUCCGCACGCACGCGUCCAAAGCUCGCAGCAAGACCUACAUCAACCUGCGCGAGGUGUCGGAGCGCUUCACGCUGCCGCCCGGCCGCUACCUGCUGGUGCCCACCACCUUCCAGCCGCACCGCGAGGCCGACUUCCUGGUGCGCAUCUUCUCCGAGAAGAAGGUGGCCGCCCUGGAGAUGGGCAGCGACGUGGACGCCGACCUGCCUGAGCCCCCUCCGCCCAGCGCCCCCGAGGACGAGACGGACGAGGAGAAAGGUCUGAGGAGACUCUUUGACCAGCUGGCCGGAUCUGACCGGGCCAUCUCCGUCAGGGAACUGCAGCAGCUGCUCAACGGCGUCCUCAGCAGCCGAAAGGAGAUCCAGUUUGACGGGCUGAGCCUCCACACGUGCCACAGCAUCAUGAACCUGAUGGACGCGGACAACACGGGCAAGAUGGAGUUCCAGGAGUUCAAGGUCUUCUGGGAGAAGAUGAAGAAGUGGAUCAUGCUCUUCCUGUCUUUUGACACGGACCGCUCGGGCAAGAUGUCCUCCUACGAGCUCCGCAGUGCCCUCAAAGCCGCAGGCAUGCAGCUGAAUAAUCAGUUGCUGCAGCUCCUCGGCCUGCGCUUUGCCGAUGAGAAGUACGGCAUCGACUUUGACGACUAUCUCACCUGCAUCGUCCGCCUGGAGAACAUGUUCCGGGUUUUCCAGGCUAUGGAUGAUCACAAAAAGGGCCGCAUUCGAAUGAACAUGUUGCAGGUAAGCUGGCGCAACCCCCCCCCCCCCAUAUUGUUGCAGAUUUUCACUCUUCACGGGGGGAUGCAGCUUGUAUCAAGGUUUCCAUUUGUUUGGCUCCUCUGUUUUUCAUUCGACUUGCUCUUUGCUUCCCUCUGUAAGUUCCUGGUCUUGUCCAUGAACGUGUGAGAAGAUGCCGUGAGCAAAGCCAGCAGAAGAACAAACGUCCCCUUCUCGUCAAAGUCAGACAUAUUAAUAUGCGUUCCUUCUUUUUGUGUUGUAAGCCGCCUUGCGGUCUGUCCGCCGAUGGGCAGAAAUGGCGCAAAUAAUGUGAGAUCUUGGUUGGAGGGCUAAAAAUUUGCUAUUGAUUGGUACUUUUUGAUUUCCUGUCUGUCGCCACAAUCAACCGAUAAAUUGUGAAUAAAGCUGUGAAACUUU